AUGGUCACCACCAACGGGGUAGAGAUGGACAUGAAGGGCCACUGCUCUGCCGGGGAACGCAUUCUCACCUCGCUGGUUGUCAGGAUGGCGCUCAUAGAGUGCUUCAGUGACAACUGCAGCAUUUUGGCCCUCGACGAGCCCACAACCAACUUGGAUAAGGAGAGCGUCCAGAGUCUUGAGAAUUCGCUCUGCAAGCUCGUCAACGAGUCGAAUUCGAACUUUCAGCUGAUAAUCAUCACUCACGACGAGAACUUUGCCACCAAGAUGGCCACUCUUUGCUCCUGCGACAAGUACUUCAAGCUUGAGAAGACUGCCACUUACACUCACAUCAGGACAGUUCAGUUUUAA
Molecule: messenger RNA, 348 nt
Organism: Theileria orientalis strain Shintoku
Lineage: Eukaryota; Apicomplexa; Aconoidasida; Piroplasmida; Theileriidae
Product: DNA repair protein Rad50
Exons: 2
Coding region: 1-348 (115 amino acids)
Biological process (GO): double-strand break repair; telomere maintenance via recombination; telomere maintenance via telomerase
Cellular component (GO): Mre11 complex; condensed nuclear chromosome
Molecular function (GO): double-stranded telomeric DNA binding; single-stranded telomeric DNA binding; G-quadruplex DNA binding
Source: RefSeq, a predicted model, not a curated record